Messenger RNA from Scatophagus argus, 6059 nucleotides. It is a transcript of the gene vav3a, whose product is annotated as guanine nucleotide exchange factor VAV3. Gene Ontology annotation, biological process: intracellular signal transduction; regulation of GTPase activity; cell migration. The record is from RefSeq and is a predicted model, not a curated record. NCBI's taxonomy places the organism in Eukaryota, Metazoa, Chordata, Actinopteri, Scatophagidae. The transcript is spliced from 28 exons. Gene Ontology annotation, molecular function: protein binding; guanyl-nucleotide exchange factor activity. Gene Ontology annotation, cellular component: plasma membrane; cytoplasm. Bases 112 to 2811 code for a protein of 899 amino acids.
CCAUCCACAGCCUCAGUACAGCGGACCGUCAUCUGUGGAGCGGCUGCCCUGCAUCUUCACAGCUCUCCGCCGGGCUCCAGUUCCGCUUCCAUCGGGUUUCACAGCUGGCGGAUGCAGAAUGGAGUCGAUUUAAGACGCGCUGCCGAGCCGUCCGCAGUUUCACGCGCUACGUCAACAACAUUUUGUCUCAGAGGUCGCACGGCUGAAGUAAGAAGAAUGAUGGAGUACUGGAGGCAAUGCGCGCUGUGGUUAAUUAACUGCAAGGUGCUUCCAGCUAACCACCGGGUUACAUGGGAGAACGCGCAGGUUUUUGACUUGGCCCAGACCCUCCGGGAUGGAGUCCUCCUCUGCCAUCUGCUCAACAACCUGAGACCCCAGACCAUCAACCUCAAGGAAAUCAACCUUCGACCGCAAAUGUCACAGUUCCUGUGCCUGAAGAACAUCAGGACUUUCCUGGCGGCGUGCAACGAGAUAUUCGGCAUGAAGAGAAGCGAGCUGUUCGAGGCCUUCGACCUUUUUGACGUCAGGGACUUUGGAAAGGUUGUGAACACACUGUCCAAGCUUUCCCACACAGCGAUCGCACAACAGACUGGAAUCAGGCCUUUUCCCUCAGAGGAGACUGUUGAAGAUGAGGACAUCUACAACCACCUGGAGGACCUUAUAGACGAGAAGGGGGUGGAGGACGAGGAGGAUCUCUAUGACUGCGUGUAUGACGAUGAAGACGGAGGAGAGAUCUAUGAGGACCUGAUGAAGACAGAAGCCGUCCCUCCUCCGGCCUUCCAGAGGCAGGCAGAGACUGACAUCAGGAGCUGCUGUUUGACGGAGAUCAGGCAGACGGAGGAGAAAUACACUGAGACCCUGGAGUCUAUAGAGAAGCACUUUAUGACGCCCCUCGUCAUGUUUUUAUCCAUGGCCGAGAUGGAGAAGAUGUUCGUGAACAUCCCGGAACUGGUGAAAGUUCACAGAUGUUUACUGCUGGAAAUCCAAGACUCAGUCCAUCACAGAAGUGCCCAGAACCUUUACCAGAUCUUCAUCACCUUCAAAGAGAGGUUGUUGAUCUAUGGGAAAUACUGCAGCCAUGUGGAGACAGCCAUCGCCACUCUGGACAGCAUCUGCAAAAACAGGGAGGACGUACGCAUGAAGCUGGAGGAAUGCUCAAAGAGGGCAAACUACGGCAAGUUCACUCUGAGGGAUCUGCUCGUGGUUCCUAUGCAGCGAGUGUUGAAGUAUCACCUCCUCCUGCAGGAGUUGUUGAAACACACUCACGACCCCACAGACAAGAGUAAUCUGCGGACGGCGUUGGAUGCCAUGAAGGACUUGGCUCAGUACGUUAACGAAGUCAAGAGGGACAAUGAGACGCUAAGAGAAAUACAUCAGUAUCAGGAAUCCAUCCAAAACUUGAAUCAGCCGCUGAGUAACUAUGGGAGACCCAAAGGUGACGGGGAGGUACGGGUGACCUCGGUGGACAAACGAGCCAAACAGGACAGGCACAUCUUCCUGUUCGACGCAGCUGUGAUCGUGUGCAAGCGUCGGGGAGACAACUACGAGAUGAAAGAAGUGAUCGACCUGCACCUCUUCAAGAUCACCAACAACCCCACGUCAGACAAGGAGAACCGAAAGUGGUCCCACGGAUUCUACCUCACUCAUAACCAGGGACAGAACGGCUUUGAGUUCUUCUUCAAGACCAAAGAGCUGAAAAAGAAGUGGCUGGAGCAGUUUGGCAUGGCCAUAUCCAACAUUCGGCCUGAAAACGCCACCAGCAACUUCCACGACUUUCACAUGCACACCUUUGACAGGAUCACCUCUUGCAACUCUUGCCACAUGCUGCUGAGGGGCGUCUUUAACCAGGGCUACCUGUGCUCCAAGUGUGGUUUAGGUGCCCACAAAGAAUGCCUGUCUCGCUUCGGCUGCUGCGGAAAAACAGAUCCGGGCUCCGUCAGAACUCAGGGCAGAGCGCGAGAUACAGGUCUGCCCAAGAUGCUGGUCAUCAGGAACUACUUUGGCGUGCCGAGCCCGACGUCUGGUCCAGCGCUCAGCAUCCAGACGGGCGACAUCAUCGAAUUAGUGUGUGCCGACCUUCACAGCCCCUGGUGGCAGGGCAAAAUCCUGUCGACGAAAGAGGUUGGCUUCUUUCCAAGCGACGCCGUGAAGCCUUGCCCAUGCGUCCCGAAGCCCGUCGAUUACUCCACUCAGCCUUGGUUUGCGGGGCCCAUGGAGAGGCUCCAGGCAGAGGCAGAGCUCAUCAACAGGGUCAACAGCACAUACCUGGUCCGCCAUCGCAGCAGAGAGUACACCGAGUACGCUAUCAGCAUCAAGUACAACAACGACGUGAAGCACAUAAAGAUCCUGACCAAGGAGGGCUGCUUCCACAUUGCCGAGAACAAGAAGUUCAGAAGCAUAUUAGAGCUGAUCGAGUACUACAAACACCACUCCCUGAGGGAAGGCUUCAGGAGUCUGGACACCACGCUGCAGUUUCCUUACCGGGAACCGGAGAACGCUGCCAUGCUGCGCCUCAGCCGGUCGGGUGGCAACACCCCAUUGCUCUGCGGCCUCUCUCUUGUAUCUCCUGCCGGCUACAGCUUUGUACCUCCUUCCUCUGCUCCCUUCUGGUCAGUGUUGACUCCAAAGGUGAUCGGUGUGGCGAUCGCUCGGUACGACUUCAGCUCGCGGGACACCCGGGAGCUCUCGUUGCAGGAGGGUGACGUGGUGAAGAUCUACACCAAGUCCGGAGCCAACGGCUGGUGGAGGGGCGAGGUCAACGGCAGGGUCGGCUGGUUCCCGUCCACGUACGUUGAGGAGGGCGAGGAGUGAGGGAGGUUCAGCAGCAGAGACGGUGAGAUCCCGAUCCCAGCCGAGUCUCCUCCACGGCGUCCUGUUGCCUAUAACCAUCCCAGAGGCCUUCGGCAGAGAAGAGAAGUUGGCCGCAUCGAUUCUGGUUGACUCUGAGUGACUCCGCCGACCAGCAGCUUGCCUGUCAGCGGGACGCAAGCCCUCGCCAGACACCCCAACUCCCUCCAUAAUUCACCCUGCGCUCCCUUCCUCUCUCUGCCCUCAACUCCCACCUGUCUUCUGCUUGCCAAGUCGGCCGUCGCCAGUCUGCCAAAAGUAGAUGCUCAAAUAUCAUUCAUGCGCUCAUCCUUUCAUCCAUCCACAGUCGCCGCCGCCCCCGGUGGGAUCAGAGUCAUCUGAAGUGGACGCGAGCCACACUGGACACUUUUUGUUUCCUUUCAUCCCCUUCUCACUCUGAAGGGAUUGCACUCAGUCUUGACCUUGUCUGUGUGUUUCCUCCACUAAUGCAGGAGGAUAUUGAUGACUUGAUGACCCAGAUUCACACACACACACACACACACACACAGCUCCUCUUCUGCAGAUUAUGAUCACACACACGCGCUCUUACAGGAGAUGUAAGAGAGCGAUAGCAUCGCUGCACAGUGCCGCCGAUUGAUCGCUGUUUUUCCUAUUUUCCUCCCUCCUCCUACAUUCUUUAUCUGCGGCCAGCCUCUCAGGUUUUCACGUGUCUCGGCCGUUAGCGAUCCUCUGCUCUUAUCGGUGGCAGCUCUGUCGACAGGAGCACAUCGGCACAGAGUUUAUCUUAUUGGAGGCGUUAGCGGCUUGCUGGGGAUCGAGUCAGGCUACCCAGAAGCCUCGUGUCAACGUAACGAGAAAGAAAAGCAGGUGAAAAACAAACCAAGCGCCUCACCCCAUCACUCUCUCUCUCUCUCUCUCUCUCUCUCACACACACACACACUCUCACAUGAUGCUGUCUGACUGAAUAUGCAGAUCGGAGCAGUUGGCGGCUGGUACGCAGUGGGCGGUUCUGAGCAUCCUGAGUGGCUUCUGCUGUAACGGCUCUUUUUCAUGUCUGUGCACAAACACAACAUUCGCAGUUUUAUUUGUUUGGGAAAGAAAAGGCAAAAGUUUUUCAUGUAAUAACACUUCAACCCAAAAGGGGCUGAUAUCAGCUUUCAGAAACAGUUUUCCACUGUUUACAUCUUCCUCCUCUCACCCGCUCUCCUUUUGUGUGUCCCUCCCUCACCCUCCUGUAUGCAUUAUGCACACUGUCUGCUUAAUCCACAGCCAAAGAGGAUUUUCCCACAUUUGAGGGAAUAAAUACGUUUACGGCGCAACCUGCUGCACGUGGCGUUAAGACGCUGUGUCAUCAGCGUGUGCUCUAAGCAUGUGCUUCAGGACACUUUGUCUGUCUGUCGGUCAGUAGGCCUGGACGAAGACACACACGUGCAUGUCUGUGAAGAACUUUGGAACUGGUCCUUUAAUUUCUCCACUUUGGCUGUGACUCUGCUGUUCCUCCUCACUGCUCAGACUUUCACACACUUACACACACCCACGCCGGAGAUUUUUCACAACAUCCGUCUCCUUUCUGUUAAGGGGAGCCAUUUAUCUAACAUGCUGUGUACAUAAAAUACGUGUCACCGACACGCAGCUUUCUGCCGCCUCGUCCAAACCCUCCCCGUCACGUCCUCUCGCUGUGAUCACAAAUCUGCUCUGUGAAUCCAAGUAAGAAUUUAUUGUCAUCAUCUGCUUUUGUGUGUGCUUAAUGGAGCCAUUCUGUUAGUAAAUCCCUAACAGCCCCCUGCCUGCUCUGCCUGACUGUCACACUGAGGCACAUGAACGUAUUUGUGUUCCCAUUUUGCAACUUGGUUUUUAUUAACAGUGCCAUUAAGUGACCACUAGAUGGAAGCAUCCUAAACACAUCCACUCCUCCCCGAGCAGACACCUUCCACCUGCUCGAGUUUGGAGAUGACAUCAUCUGAUUAGGAACAAUAUUAUUUAAGAUUUGUUGUUGUGAGUGAGCAGGAAGCGAGCAGGCGGGCCGACUGCAGAAAGCCUGCAUGUAGUAGGAGGACGUUUGUCUCUCCAGACUUCCUGAACCCUGACGAUGAGAUUUCCCCUCCUCCUCCUCCUCCUCUCCUGCCAAGACACCACAUUUAUAACAUCUUUAGGAAAUCUGUGGCACAAAGGUGAUCCAGCACAAGCUUCUCCCCUCCCCCGUCUCGGGGGGAGUCGGCUUCUCUAAUGGCGGGCUGUGGUAAUCCACUCCCGCGCUCCUCCUCCGCCCAGAUGAACUCUGACAGCGGGGUCUGUUACCACUGCAGGCCUUCCUCCUCGUCUGAGGGGAGGGAGGCUCAAGGGUAUCUGUGAUCUAAUCAUUACACCAUCGCCUCACCUCGGCGACCCCGCUGCAUCCAUCUCUCUGUCGGCUCCCCUCUCUCUCGCUCUUCUUCACCUUGUCACUCCUCUCCCCCUCACUCUCCUUCCCCCAUCUAUCUUUCAUCCAAUCUGUGUCUUCUCGGUUUUCGCUCUGUAUUCUGUCCCUCACCCCGAUGCUCUGCGGGCAGGUCGGCGGGAGGAGAACAGAAGAUUCAGUACUGUCAGGAGGGAGGAGGCGGAGGAGGGAGGAGGAGGAGGAGGAGGAGGAGGAGAGGCAGGAUGAUUCUCUAUAAACACAAUGAGGACUAGUUUAAUUUUACCACAAAUUAAUAGACUGAGAGAAACGAUGCCAGUUAGAGGAUGAGUUAGAAUUGGCUCCCACUGCCGUCGUCUCCUCACAGACAGAGUGUGUGUGUGUGUGUGUGUGUGUGUGUGUGUGUGUGUGUGUGCAGAUUAUGUCCGUAUGCGUAGGCACACACUGUGUACGUGCAGAAAUACGUUUGGACAGGAUUCGGGGCCUAAGCCCAGCAGGGGGCUCAGGAGACGCUCUCCUCCACCGUCACAUGGUAACCUGAACAGGAACCUGCUCGCCCAUACAUGCAUCAGACACGUCAUGUUACGCUUCUUUCUGUCUCCCUUCCUGGGCUCUAAAUCCGUUCUCCACCCGACAAAUCACUGACAAAUCAUCGGCGGUCCGCUGUGUUCUUCCCACGAAGCCAAAGAUGUGCUCUGUGCUCGCCGUGUUGUCGCGUAACGACGGUACCCGACCGCUGUGGCCUAACUCAGUACCUGUGCAAUGCAGACUGUGUAGCAUUACUGUGUAUUGUUGCUGUAUCAUACUGUAAAAUAUGUACAUAGCACAUAAUAAAGAUAUAUGUCGCUUCUUCUAA